Messenger RNA from Homalodisca vitripennis (glassy-winged sharpshooter), 8985 nucleotides. RefSeq names its product receptor-type tyrosine-protein phosphatase H-like. Gene Ontology annotation, biological process: protein dephosphorylation. The transcript has 24 exons. NCBI's taxonomy places the organism in Eukaryota, Metazoa, Arthropoda, Insecta, Hemiptera, Cicadellidae. Bases 63 to 4331 code for a protein of 1422 amino acids. Gene Ontology annotation, molecular function: protein tyrosine phosphatase activity; protein binding. The record is from RefSeq and is a predicted model, not a curated record.
UCCAGAACGUAAAUAGUCUGGAGCCUUGUUCCAAUUAUACGGCAACUGUAACGGCAGUGGACAUGGAUGACAUGGCGUCAUCUCAGGUCACUUCCAGGUCUUUCACCACAGAAUAUCAAGCUCCAGGAGUUGGUGACAUAACAGUGACGAAGGUGACUCCUGACUCGCUGACAGUGGUGUGGCAGGAGCCUACCUCAGCGCCCCGCUGCACUCAAGGAUACAAACUUGUGCUGAGCUCGGAUAGACAGUUCAAGCAGCAGAUAAACGAGACAACAGUUGGUAUAUCAGAGAGCAGGACCUACACUUUCACUGGGCUCUACCAGUGCACUCUCUACUACAUCUCUGUUCAAGCUAUGCCAAAUCAACAAAUUAAAUACACAUCCUCGUUUACUUCUGUUAUAAGUAAUGCGACAGUUAAGGAUCUGACCACUGACAACGUUUAUGAAGACCGAAUAAAAGUUUCUUGGAUACCUUUUGAUCCUUGGCUUAGCUGCGUUUUAGAGUAUAAGGUGGAGGUAAUAUCAGGGCCAUUCUAUUACAACAUUCCGACUAAUAACACGGACUUGGAAAUCUCCGGGUUAGAGCCUUGUACAACUUACGGCAUUCACGUGACGGUUCUGUUUUGGGGAGGCUGGCCGUCGCAACAGUCAGCUGGUAUAACAGCACGCACACUCCCAGGAGGAAAGCAUUUGAAUGAAACAGUACAACAAAUACAAGUACAAAACAAAAGUGACAGAUCCCUGACUAUCUCUUGGCAAGGUCCAAAGUCCGGAAUGAAUUGUGUGGAUGGUUAUAUAGUUUACAUUCAAGAUUCAAAACGUUAUAGGGUUUCUUCUGAGCUGACCAACCAUACCGUUUUUGAGUUCACCAACCUCAAACAAUGUGAGGUUUACUAUGUCCAUGUCAGGCCUCACUACUAUGGUACUACCAGCACUGCUUCUACAUUACAUCAGCCCAAAGACUCAUUCAUAGUGACAAAUACUACAGCUCCAGACAAUGUUGUGGUGGAUUUACGAAUGAAGGCUGGGUGGAACAGCCUGCAGCUGGACUGGACGCUACGAGACUUAUAUCGCAACUGUGUGAGUGAGUAUGUUGUGCAAGUUUGUUCAACGGACUGUCUGGAUAAGGUGACGGUACACGGUAUGACGUACUCUGUCUCCAACCUGAGUGUCUGCACAGUGUACUCGGGCUCAGUAGUGGUCAAGCUCUCCGAGACCAGGUCGUCCACCAGGAAGGCGACCUUCUCUCAGCUGACCAGGUCUGCAGAUCCUUAUAAGUCACGAUCGUUCCAUGUAGUAAAAGUCACAACAAACACAGUAGAGUUUCGAUGGGAAGUGUGGAAAAUGCCAUCUGCAUGUGCCAGAGAAUUCGUUUUGUCAACUUUCAGCACAAAUGGUUCUAUUAUUGCGAAGAAGGAACUCGAUUACAGUCAUAGGAAUUACACUGUCGUAGAUUUAAAGCCUUGCCAAAGCUACUCUUUUGAACUCAAGCUUGUGGAUGAGAAUGGCACUUCUACAGUCGAUUACAAAGCUGUCAACGUAAUUACAGAAGCUUCAGAACCGAAGUUGAGACAACAAAUCAGUGCUAUACCACGAGGAUUUAACGUUUCCUGGCAAUUAACGAAAGAAACAUCUAAAAAAUGUUUGCAUUAUAUCAAUAUCAUGAUAUCCCCAAGAUCCAAAGGCAGUCUCCAUGAGGUGAAUGUUUCUUCUUCUUCUUCAAGUGUAGAAAUAGAUAAUUUGGUACCAUGCAGGACUUACACUAUAACAACUCAAGUAGUGGGGAUUGGUGACAAACGUAGUAAGAAGUUAUCUGAGAGUAAAUCAGUCAGCCCACAAGUAUUGCCAGCUCCAGGGGAAGCAACUAUAUUACAAAUUACAAAAAGGAAUGCAGUGGUGAAGUGGAAAAUCGAUACGUCAGGCUCGGACUGCGGAUUCACUGAAUUUAGGGUGAGCUGCGAGCCUUCGGCAGGAGACGUGUCCUUCUCCUCACUUACCUCACCAAUAACAGUCACCAUCAAUGGGUUGGUGCCCUUCAUGCAAUACAAAUGUAAAGGUGUAGUCGUCAACAAUGCAGGAUCAUCCAAUUUCUCAGAAGUUACCUUCAGUACAUCGGAGGGUGUUCCUAGCCAACCGAAAAAUGUGACAGUGACUGCCAUCUCGAGCUCUGAAGUGCGAGUCCAAUGGGAUCCUCCAGACCAGAUGUGUGGAAUACUCAACAACUACACUGUUGUACUACAGAACCGCACAUUGAGGUACAAGGUAGCACCAGGCUGCCAGCUGCCAACCCUCCAGCCUCUACAGGUGGUGGUGAACGGAACUACGACGACUGCGGUGAUCACAGAACUGCCAGCCGACAUGCAGUUCCAGGCGACUGUAGCGGCCGCGACUAAGAACGGUGGCUCCGGACCUCCCAGUGCGCCUGUUACCUCUGAAACUCUUACUGCAGUGUCCGAUCCAGUCCGCAACAUGAGUGUAACAGUGACACAGAACUCCACAAAACUGUGGUGGCUCCCUCCCUGCAACACAGGUGGACCGCUCAGUCAGUUCUUGGUUCAGUUAAAUGGUUCAACAACUCUUCAUCAUAACCUACAACAGGGAAGGGACCUAAAUGAAAGUUACAGUGAUAUAUACAACAAUUCCCUUCUGAAAGCAGAGACUUCUUAUGAAGUAACGAUUAUACCAGUUGGUUAUAAUGAAACAUAUGGCCAACCUAAAUCUGAAAUCUUUACUGUCCCUCCAAGAAUACCUGCUGAACCUGAUGAAGAGAAGUUCAAGUCCUUGCCUCCAGUUGAAUCUUCAAGUCGUUCCGCAGUGGUCACCAUCCACAGAGACACUUUCCCCAACACUGAAGGCACUGUCCGCUACUUCACUAUUCUCGUGGCUGAGAGUUUCCCACAUGGACCAUGUCACGGUUGGCUGACAAACGGAACACAGUCUACACUCAACACUUGGGCUAAGGCUCGCCAGUCCAGGCCAACACCUCCCUAUCAGGCUCGUCCACCCUGGCCAAACCCUUUUCAGUCGUCAUCCCUGGAAGAGGUCGAGGUGGAAGUGGGGUCGCAGAAGUGUUCUGAGACAGACUACGCAACUUACUGCGACGGUCCCUUGGAGUCUGGCACUGCCUACGAGCUGCGGAUCAGAGCGUUCACUGCUACAGGAUACCGGGACUCCCAGUCUAUCAAGUUUCAGACAGGUCAACUGAACCUGACAGAAUACCCAACUGCUUUUGGUAUUGUGAUACUUAUUGUCUUGGCAAUUGCAAUUACAAGUGCGGGUAGUUUUAUUGUCUGGAGAAGAUGCAGUGACAAAAAAAAGUACACAAUAAAGAAGAAACCAAAACUGAAGAUAACUGAAAUUUCUGACUUGUGUGAGAGUCUAACCAUCGAACAGUUUUUGCAAUACACUGAAAAUGUCUUGUCAUCACCAGGUCUGUUAAAGACAGAGUUUAAUACUUUAGAAAAUGAAAAUAUCCAGUAUCCUCAAGUAAUUGCAAAGUUGGAACAUAACAAGGCGAAAAACAGACAUUACAAUAUUUUGCCAUAUGAUGAAACUCGGGUAAUACUGGAAGGACAUCAUGAAAACGAUUAUAUCAACGCUUCUCAUGUCAUGUUACAAGAAGCCAAGUCAGUAAAUUACAUAGCUUGUCAGGCACCUAAAGCCAACAGCUGUGGAGACUUUUGGAAAAUGAUUUUCCAGUUUCGUGUGAAAAUAAUUGUAAUGCUUUGUACGCAGGCUGAACUAGAAAAGACAAAAGGCUUUAUAUACUAUCCUCGUCCGAGAGAAGUUGUCAUGUACGAUGAUAUUGUUAUCGCCUGUCGUAAGGAAGAAGAGUUUUCAAGUUACAUUGUCAGACACAUUGUUGCCGAUAAGGGAGGUGUUGUAUUGAAGAUGAAACAGUUUAACUUCAUUGGAUGGCAACAAUUUAGAGUUCCAGACUCACCAGACUUAAUGGUGAAGUUCAUCAAUGCUGUGCAACACGUAAGCAAAGGCAAAGAACACUAUAUGGUCGUACACUGUUGUGCAGGUGUUGGCAGAACUGGUACAUUUAUAGCCAUUGACGCCCUAAUGAGGUUGAUACGCCAAAAGUGGAACUGCACCUUCAACAUAUUUGACCUAGUUCACAAAAUGAGGCAACAGAGGUGUAAAAUGGUGCAGACAGAGGGCCAAUACAGAUACAUCUACGAGUGUAUAAAAUACGCUUUGGAAAAUCACAGAUCACCUUUUCUGAAAGUGAGAAUGUAUUUAUUCAAGAGAUCCCAGAAAGGAAGGAGAUCAGGAGAAACAGAUGAUAAUGAGCUGAUGCAGCUGGAGGAUAUAUCUUGUCCUUAAACUCUGCAGUAAUGUGAGUUGAACCACACUGACAUAUGCAAUUGAAUGCAGGAAGGAGGUCAGGAGGAUCAGAUAAUAAUGGGCUGAUACAGCUGGAGGAUAUGUCCUGUUCUCAAAACCCACUAAGCAAACCAUAAAGACAUGGUGAAACAGCACUGAAGUUACUUACAACGCUGAUGGUACAUGAUCUGUUUAAAGGAAGAAGAUAAUGUUAUAAACGUCUAUAUUAUAGCAUGAUAUUUAAUAAUAGGCUGUAAACAGUUACCCCCAAAACAUAUACACUGUGAAAGACAUUUUCCUGUAUACAUUUAAAUGCAUAUGCUGAAGUAGACCCAUUAUAUACAUAAUUUUAAUUUAAUUUUAAAAUACAACACUAGAACUAUAGUAAAUUCACAAACGGUUUAUCAAAUUACACAGGAAUAUAAAUAUUGUUAACAAUUAUGUAGAAUAUUAAUAUCAAGUGUUCACACAAUAUCAUAUGAACAAUAGGUUUAAUAUAUUUACUUAUUAUUUACUAUUUUUAGGAUUACUUUAUGAAUAUAUAAGUUUUAAUAUGUGACUGUGUUCCAUUAAUAUUUAGAGGUAACUUAAUGUUUGAGUAACAGCAUGCUCAAUAUACUUUUCUUGAUUGGUGCUUCAACACUUUCUUGCCAUUCAUUUUAUACUGCAAAUCUUUAAAAAAAUUACAAAUCCAUGUACAUAACACUUUUGAUUUGGUAUCUCGUGACAUGUUAUUCUCCAUAAAGUAAAACAUUAACUUUCUUGAAAGGAAAUUUCAACAUCUACAAUGCUGCUAUGCAUCAUCUGUAAAAGAAUAGCAACCACAAUUUAUCUAAUUGGCACUGGCUUAACGUUGCUACUGAAAGUAAUGUAUGUAAAAAUAAUUAAAGACUCACAUAAAUAAAAUUUAGUCUUCUUUUAUUUUGUUGUACUGUAGUAAAAUAGUGAAAAGUAAAACAAAACUCUACAGGAAUGAAAGUAAUAAUCUUGAUUGGCUGUCUAAAGAAACUAUUGACAUUACAUGGAAUAAAACCCGUGUACUAAUACUAAUGAAUAAUGUGCUUACAGGUAAAAUUGCCCAAAUGUUGUAUCAAAACCAUUUGGCUUUUGAGAGGGCAAGGACAAUGUAAUAGUUUAAAGUUACAAAAGAUGGAAUAAUUUGCCCCUUUUAUACAUGUGAAAAAUUGUAACUAUAGGGUACAAUGUAUAAAUAUUGCUUAUGUUCUUUUAGUUAACAUUAUUAGUGGGAUCUUAAAAAUAGGUACCGUAAUUAAUUAUUGUUUUAUCAUGGAAUACUAUAGCUAUAUCAAUUUCCACACAUAACAUGUACGCUACCAAAGGUUACGCGAACAUUAAGUGGUGUGUCCAGCCUUAGACAAUACCCCGCUAAAUGAAGUAAAAGUAUUAAAUAAGGAAACAUAUUUCAUAAGUUUUACAUUAAAAACUUGAUAUUUCCGUACUAUUCAAUUGCUAGGAAUAUAAAAUUACACGAAUUUGGCUAAAAUGUAAUUACAAAAUUUCAUAUACAUUAAUCAUUGAUAUUCAGGCAAUUUAAUGUAACAAACAAGGCAACUUUAUCUGCGGAAACUACUUUUUAUCAUUAUAACUUCAUAUUAUAAUUCGAACACAAUUUUUAAUAUUCUGUUCACUAUGCUUUCUAAUAAAGUUUUUUUCGUUGGAGAUUGUGUGGAAGCUAAGACCUGCAUUCAUAUUAAUUUUAUUGCUAGGAAUAUAAUCGAAUUUGUCUCCUCAUUAUGUAUGUGGCAGUUGGUUUAUUAUACUAUCCGAGAGUUUCUCAUUUAAAAUAUUACAAUUUGAGUCUUGAUGUUUAAAAUGUUUAUAUGUUUAAUGUUCUCCUGAGUACGGAGUGUACGGCCUUUUUUAACAUUUAAAAACAUUUUCUAAAUUAUCAUUAAUUUUUCUCAGGGCGUUGCUGUUUUCAAUAAGUUGCUGGGCAAAAGUUGACUUUAUUUAACCAUGAGUUGGACGAUAAUCUUUAAAUCUGGUUUUAAGAGUCCGCUCAGAUUGCCCGAUGUGUAUGUUGUUACAGUCACUAAAUUUUUACAUGUAGACACCAGUUCAUUGUUUAGCUCGUGGUGAUUGUUGUUAUUCCUGUUCAGUAUGUUACGUUGUUUUAAAUGUCAAAUGCAUAUGUACAUAAUGUGUAUUAGGACUAAUCAAACCCAUAUUUUUGUUAGUUGUAAUUUAAUUUUAAAGUACAUUAGUAUACAUAAAUUGUAAUUAUCAUGACGUAGGUACGUUAUUAUUUGAGAUUUUAUCCUUUUUGUUUCAAUAAAUAGCUGAUCAUUUUUGCAAAGCUGUGCAUUGUUGAACAGCUGAACGAAUGUAAGCAGUUCUUGCGAGUGCAAUAUUUGAUAAUGUGUUGUCACAAGACAAUUACUAUUUAAUAUUCGAAACACAUUUCGAAGGUGUAUUGCAUAACAUUCGUUACCAGUUAAUAAUUCUUGUUUAUUGAAGUCUUUGGUUUAGGAACGACGAUAAUCAUAAUGAUACCGGAAAAUCAAUAUCUUCAAUUUCUCUUCGAGCACCUUGCAUAAGCAGUAAUGCUUUUGUUUCAAAAAUUUCAAAAUUUCAUAUUAACUAUGCUCAAAGGAUUGAAUUAGCAUUACCAAAAAUACUUUGUUUCCUUUAAAUACAUGGAGGAUAAACAAAACCGCCCUGUUCAUCGAUUCACACUGUACAAAUGUUCACCAUUGUUUCUGCGUGGAUAGAAUACGAACUUGCUUACCAGUAUGGCUUAUAAGUACAAUUAUAACUAUAUGUAGGAAUAUUAUGUGUCAUAGCCUCUUAGUCCUUACAUAGGAAAUGUAUAUAACAUAUUAUUGCGAUAUUGAGUUGUAAUAAUUGGUACUAAUCGUAAAUAUAAUAAAAUGUCUAAUAUAAACAAGUAGUAAAAAACAGUAACAAAUAAUAAAGUGCUAUAAGUAAAUAGCAAGCAAAUUUUGUUGAUGUGUAUAAAUAUUCACCAUUGUUUCUGUGUGGAUAGAAUACGAACUUGCUUACCAGUAUGGCUUAUAAGUACAAUUAUAACUAUAUGUAAGAAUAUCAUGUAUCAUAGCCUCUUAGUCCUUACAUAAGAAAUGUAUAUAACAUAUUAUUGCAAUAUUGAGUUGUAAUAAUUGGUACUAAUCGUAAAUAUAAUAAAUGCAUAAUGUAAACAAGUAGUAAAAACAGUAACAAAUAAUAAAAGUGCUAUAUGUAACUAGCAAGCAAAUUUGUUUGUUUUAUCCUUGGUUUCUAGCCUGAAGAAGAUAUUCUGAUACAUAAAAUAUCAGCCAAUUGAACAUAAUCUGUUCCCAAUCACUGAAUAAUUAAUUCUGGCUUGUAAAAAAACCUUAAAAUUUUGUGUACAUCAAAAUGGAUGUUUUAUAAAAGUUUGAGUGUAAAUCCAACAGGAGAGAUAAGACUAAAGAUAAACUAAAUAUGUAAAUUAUAUAUUUAAAUGCUUAUAAUUAUGAUAAACCAGAAUAUUAUCUUUACCUUUCUACAAUAACCAUCAAAUAAAAGGGCUAGAAAACUAGCUCUUUCCAUAAUAGUAAAAUGAAAUGAUAUCAGAAGUUUAAAAAUCAAUCAUUUGAUUUGCUAAGCUUUAUCAAAGGUUAUCACUGGAGAACCUGGAAAAUUGUCGUUUCUCUCUGUCCGUCCACACGGUAUCUCGAAAAUCAAAUACCCUACAGACUUGAAACUUUUCUUGAAGCUUUAGUUCUAUAUGAGGAAUACUGAGUUCAAUUGUGUUGCAUAUUACUCGAAGGGAUAGGUUUACACUAUAAUAUUAUGUAUAUAUGAAUUUUUAUCAGUUGUUUAUCCCUACAUACUGGCAGGAAUCAGGCUCAAUCAUACUACAUAUUUUAUCACAUUCAAUUACUGCUUGGACUGAAUUAAACAUGGGAUAUUACACUUACUGGGAGACAGACAACUGUGUUAUUUUAUUCGGUAGUCCCUAAAGUAGGCUAUGGCCAGGAUGUCAAUCUCCACUUAACAUGGGUAUUAGACCAUAUAUUUCUUUCUAUUAAUGCUUAAAAGAACAUUUCUGUAGGAAAACUUAUAGAUAUCUCUUAAAAGUAGCACCUACUAUAAUAAUUACACUUGUGUAAUUUAAUAUCUAAGUUGCAUAUUGCUAAUGUUACGUAACAUGCGUCUUGCUAUACCCACUAUAACAAACAAGAAAAUUUAAAAACCAAUACAAUACAAAAUAAAAAAAAUAUUUUUGUGAUACAUUUCUAUAACAUCUGUAUCUUAUAAAUUUUUCAAAAUGUCCAAAAGUAACUUGGACCGGAGGAAAUGGCCAGUCAUAGUAAUAAAUACAAUGACUCUACUUUUGCACGUGUUAUAAAAAUAUUGUUUAUUCUACGUUACCAUUUAGGAUACCCUAUUUGUAUUUGUUAUCCAAGGUCAAGUUUAUAUUUCAAUCGGUAAUUUUUAUUCUACUAUUGUACAGUUAUAAGAACACAAUACGGACACAUCUCAUUCACAGAUAGUUUCACAUUAUGUGUUUAUUAUUAUACUAUAAACUUAGAUAUAAACUUUUAAUUCAAAGAUUUUAUCCUGUAUGUUUUAUUAAUGUUUCUUCUAUAGCUUAGUUUUGUUGCGAAAUUGUCAGCAAUUUGCACAAUAAAUAAUUUCUUUUAAUUUA